GCUUCCUGCGGUGUGUCCGCGGCUACAUGCCGUGCGCAUACUGAAGCAUCAGAUUGAGAGUUAUGUUAAAAAAACAUUCUAUUCUCAGUCCCAUCACCUUCCGAUGGCACCUGAAUCUCUCAACCAGCCUUGCGCAGUGCAGAUGUGCAUAGCUUUUCGUCGUGUGUGAAUGCCCGGCACCCCGUUGUAAGUGAAGGCCCCUGACGAGCCUUUGAACUUACGCGGGAGUGUUCUUUCCGGACUGCCAACACCCCCAGGUAUCGCUAUACGAGAAUGGAAUUCGCGCAUCUGAACGUCUUCCUGAGAUACAGAACUGCGCUCCUCAAAUUGGAUAGACAUAGACAUCAUCAUAGCACCUUCCUGACAAGGCCAGUCUCGGAUGAAAGAACCGAGGCGAGGCGACACACCGUUUUUCCUGUGUUCGGCAACUUCAAGAGGAACCGAGGAACAUGUCACAGCGAACGCUUUGAGCAUUCCUUCUGUGACGAUAUCGGCUCACGGUGUCAGCAGCACAUGAGCGCCGCGGCUUGAGAAUCGCAGCGUUCACGCGUGGCUGCUUUCUCUCAGCUCCCAGCCUAGUAAACCUGACAAGUGCCAGGUGGUAUUUCGUUGCAAUUACAGUUGACUUUUCCGCUUUUACCUUAAUUGAAGCAAAGUGUGACAUGAGUCGUCCUUUAUUUAGGGGUUGUGCGGUUCUCCAGGGAGUCAAAAACAUUGCCUGAGGAUGUUCUUGGCCGUCGGCGGUGUACUUCGCUCUUUUUGAGCGCAUUUUCGGAGUCUCUCGUGCGGACAGCCGCGACGCUUUCCAAGUGAGAAACUGGCGAUUUCUUGAAUCACAAUAAACCAACUUGCCGAAAGCCUUCUAUUUCUCUCUCUUUCUGUUUCCGUACCACGUUCCAUUCGACCUUCGUUUGCCGUUUUAGGUCGCGAGGUCUUUCUGUCUUGCACGGUCGCCGCCCGCCUAGCUCGGCGUCCGCGCCGUCUCCUGCCGGUUGUCCGAGCGGCGGUCUGCACACCUUUGUUCCUGGGAUUUCUGUGCAGCCGUUUCCGCCGAUGACUUUCCUACGUUCCCAGCGAACUUUCUUCCGCCGUUUAUCAUUUCAAUGACACAUCCACCUCCCGUUUCCGCCUCUCCUUGUCACUCGCCGGCACACCCGCAGGCAGCGGCAGAUCCGCUGUCUGUCGCAUCUCCCGCUCCACCUUCCCGCUCUGAAUUGUUUGAGUGUUCUUCCCCGCCUUCACGCUGCUCUUCGCAUUCUCUUCACCCACACGUGCAACGCAGUGUCGCUGUUUUUGGUGUGCGCCGAGCUGCAGACUCCCUUCCGCAGGGAAACCGAGGACCUGACGCUCGAGCUUGGUCCCGUCCCGCCCCUCCACCGCGAAGUUUUUCCCCUCCCGAAAAUUUUGCCGAGGAAGAAGCCGCAAUGUGCAGACAGCAGGGAGACGCCGCAUUUCGAGAAGAAAGCCGGCGGAGUGCACUUUCCUCUUCUGUCCCGACGCGUAGAGGGCCUACCGCGGCUCCCUCUACGACCCGCGCGAACGCUGCCUGCUCAGAGGCUGCGGUUGGACGUCCGCAAAGAAGCGCAUGUCCACCGAUAGGCUGCAAGUGUGUGCCUGUUCCUAAAGAACUUUCUGCGUACCUGUCGCCCUCCAAAAAGUCUUCGCUGCUGUCUGUCUGCUUCGACCCGCGGCUCUUCUUCCACAGGUGGGCGGCGUCCCUCGCUGGCGCCUCCAAACAGACUUCCUGUCUCCCCGUCUCGCCUUCCAUUCGCUUCAGCUUGGCUUCUUCCGUUCUCCCGAACCUUCUGCCCCUGCUCCUCUUCGCCCUCUUACCAUUCCUCUCUCUCCUCGCUCUCCAGUGCCUCCUGCCUUCCUGCCGCCUCUUUGUGCUCGUCCUCGGCGCCCUACCUAUCCUGCCGCUCCUCGGACUCGGUGUCGUCGCCUCGGUCUUCUUCGUGCUUUCUUGGCUUGCGCUGAAGCUCGCGUCUCCCCCGUAGGUCGCGCAGCGCGCCGCAGCGCUGUUUACGUUGAUAUCCGACGUGCAUGCCGUCUUUCCGGACUGGCGGCGGCGCUGCAAAGGGCAAGGUGCAAAGAAAGCGAGCACCUGGGGGAAGACUGGGGAGGCUGAACCGUCGGAGAGACAGCGAGGAAACGCACGCUACACACUUGAGGAGCAGGAGGAGAGAGUGAGACGGGAGGGAAGGCAGGGGGCCAAGACGGCCG
This is a messenger RNA of Toxoplasma gondii ME49, 2223 nucleotides long. RefSeq lists its product as hypothetical. Bases 1104 to 1997 code for a protein of 297 amino acids. The record is from RefSeq and is a predicted model, not a curated record. The transcript has a single exon. Lineage: Eukaryota; Apicomplexa; Conoidasida; Eucoccidiorida; Sarcocystidae.